UCUUGCUUGCUCGUGUCCUCACUACAGUCAUUCCCUUUCCCUCCACAGGCAUCCCAGAAGGUGCUGUGGAUGAUGAUGUCCAAUUGCACCGCGGUGACUGAGUUCCUGCUCCUGGGGUUCUCCGACGCCCUGGGAUUGCACAUCUUGCACUUGGCCACUUUUCUAAUAAUAUACCUGGCAGCCCUGAUUGGCAAUCUCCUUGUUAUCACGCUCAUAGCCUUUGACAGUCACCUCCACACCCCGAUGUACUUCUUCCUGUUCAAUCUAUCCAUCCUAGACAGCGGAUCCAUCUCUGUCAUUGUUCCCAAAUCCAUGGCCAAUGGCAUACUGAACACCAGGCUGAUUUCUUAUUCUGGAUGUGUCACCAAAGUUUUUUUCUUCUUCAUUGCAGCAGACAUUGCCAUCCUCACCAUCAUGGCUUACGACCGAUAUAUCGCCAUCUGCAAACCACUGCACUAUGAGACAGUGAUGAACAGCAGAGCUUGCCUGCUAAUGGCAGCCACGGCCUGGAGCACGGCUGUUCUGUACUCUGCUCUGAACACAGGGAACACCUUUAGGCUGCCCUUCUGCCACUCCAACAACAUCAACCAGUUCUUCUGUGAAGUCCCCCAGCUCCUUAGGAUCUCUUGCUCAGAGGUGUUUACUAGUGAAAUUCAGGUCUUUAUCUUUGGUGCAUGUUUAAGUGCUGGUUGCAUUGUGUUUAUAUUUGUGUCUUAUAUUCAGAUAUUCACUACUGUACUGAGAAUCCCCUCUGAGCAGGGCCGGCAUAAAGCAGUUUCCACCUGUCUUCCCCACCUCAUUGUUGUCACCUUGCUGGCUAGCACUGGGAUGAUUGCCUAUAUGAAGCCCACAUCUGGGUCCCCAUCAGCUCUGGACCUCGUGCUGUCUGUUCUCUAUUCUAUGCUCCCACCAAUGAUGAAUCCAGUCAUCUACAGCAUGAGAAACAAGGACAUCAAAGAAGCUCUGUGGAAACUGAUGAGAUAG
Molecule: messenger RNA, 984 nt
Organism: Alligator mississippiensis (American alligator)
Lineage: Eukaryota; Metazoa; Chordata; Crocodylia; Alligatoridae
Product: olfactory receptor 14I1-like
Exons: 1
Coding region: 70-984 (304 amino acids)
Biological process (GO): G protein-coupled receptor signaling pathway
Cellular component (GO): membrane
Molecular function (GO): olfactory receptor activity; G protein-coupled receptor activity
Source: RefSeq, a predicted model, not a curated record